AUGUUCUACAUGCAGCUGCUUAUGAAUAAGCGUGGGCCUUUGUCCAAGAUAUGGCUGGCUGCUCACUGGGAUAAGAAAGUCACAAAAGCUCAUAUAUUUGAAUGCAAUUUAGAAGAUACCAUUGAAAAGAUACUCUCCCCUAAGUUUAAAAUUGCUCUUCGUACCUCGGGACAUCUUUUGCUAGGAGUGGUGAAGAUCUAUCACAGAAAAACCAAGUAUCUUUUGACAGAUUGCAAUGAAGCCCUACUUAAAAUGCAAUCAACUUUUCAACCAGGGCUUGUUGACCUUCCGAAAGGACAUUCUGAGGCAAUGUAUGAUGCUAUCACACUGCCUGAAGUGUUUCAUGAUUUUGAUACCCAACUUCCAGACAUGAAUGCCAUUGAGGUCGCCCAACAUUUUACACUGCACCAGAGCAAAAUUGAGGACAUCACACUGACAGAAUUUUAUGGGCAGAAUGUUCUCAAUGGCAGCAAUUUUGUUGAAGAAAUUGAAAUUCCAAGGCAUGCUAGCUUUUUCAGUGACAGUUUAAUAAAUAGCUCGAAUAGUCUCCUGGCUGACCACAGUUCUUCGAAUUUAACUGGAGGCAAAAUUGCAUUAGAGUAUGAUGGAUUUGGAGACGAAGAAGCUGGAAGAGAUAUGAUUGAUGAUAUUCUUGGAACUGACCAGAAUGGCCUCCUUGCAAUAUUUGACAUGGAAGAGGAACUUCCUUUACCCCCCAAAGAUCCAGUUGAUAACAGAAAAGUUCAAAAGAAACGAAAAAGGAAAAGGAAAAGAAAGUUACUCGUUGACCCGGUGAAGCAGCUCAGCAAAGCUACCAUGCAAAAGCAGCUUACAAAUUACAAGGAUACGCUAGCCCCCUUGAAGAUCGCACCUCCAACCAAGAAGCUGAUGAUUUUACAAGAGUUGGGCAGCGCAGACAAACUUAUGACCAGACCCACCCAGCCUUGCUUUAGCACAGAUCUGCAGAGGCUGUUUGCCAAAUGUCUCAAGAAUAGAAGAAAAAAUUGGCAACAAAAGACUGAAGAAAGAAGCAAACAACAAACUGCCCAAGUACAACAAGAAUCCGAAAAUGAGCAAGCAGCCUUGCAAAAUGGACCCCAGACAAGUAAUUUGGACAAUGAAGAACAAAGAAGAAGUAAGAGAACAUUAAAGCUAUUAAAUACUUUCCAGCACUCGGAACAGCAAGGGGCAAAGUCUUUCAGCUUUCUGUCCCUCUGCAAGAACCAGAACAAGAAAGAAGCAGCAGAGAACUUCUACAGCUUGCUGGUUCUACAGAAACAAAGAGCGAUUGAGGUGGCCCAAUCAGCUCCUUAUGCUGACAUUAUAGUGACCGCGGGGCCCAAGUUUCAUACUUUCUGA
Messenger RNA from Pseudonaja textilis, 1359 nucleotides. Lineage: Eukaryota; Metazoa; Chordata; Lepidosauria; Squamata; Elapidae. The record is from RefSeq and is a predicted model, not a curated record.